AUCUCUACUAUUAUCGCUUCCUGGUCCAGUUUGCUGCAGCAACUCUUUAAUGUUGUUCGAUUAUGUAUUGAUUGAUUGGCGUGUGAGGACUGGAAGAAGAAACUGCUUGAAUAAACCAACCCGGGAGACUACUAUUUGUAUAAUGUCGGCUGCCUCGAACACGUUUGAAAAUGUGAAAGCGGUUAUCUUAUCAGCUCAUGAAGGCACCACAUCAAAAGAAAAGGUGAACUUCUACAACUCCUGGGCACAGAACUAUGAUCAGGAUGUGGCUGUUCUGGACUACCGUGCACCAUGUCUGGCAGCAAACAGCAUCUCGUCCCAUUUCAGUGAUGAACGUGAAGCAGCUGUCGUGCUGGAUGUGGCCUGUGGUACAGGGCUGGUGGCCAAACAGAUGAAGAAUCAUGGAUUUAGACAUUUUGUGGGUAUUGAUGGAAGUGAGGUAAUGUUGGAGAUGGCCAGAGAGAGCAGCUUGUACCAGGACUUGAAGCAGGCCCUGCUGGGAGAGGAGCCGCUGCCGGCCCAGUGGGAAAAUGUGUUUGAUGUGGUUGUGAUUGUUGGAGCACUGAGUGCCGGUCAGGUCCCUGUUUAUGUGGUCAGAGACUUGUGUAGGUCCACCAAACCAGGUGGCUACAUUUGCAUGACGACCAGAAGUAACCGUGACAAUCUGGAGUACAAAGCCGCCCUUGAGUCUGAGCUGAGGAAGAUGGAGGAAGAAGGGCUCUGCACUUGUGUUGAGGUCACUCAGGUGAAAGACUGGGAGAAAGCCGUGUCAGAACAUGAGGAUGGCUACAUAUCUGGUGCUGUGUACCUCUAUAGGAAACUACAGGUAUAACACAGUGCAGAACAGCGUGAAGCCAUGGGACAUGACAGGGGCAAUUACUCAAGAAGGUGCACAAUUUCAACUAAUUCUCAAUGAUUUUUUUGGACGUUGUCAGUCUCAUACUGGACCAAAGAUGUGAAACUGCAUUCACAGAUCAUGUAAAUUUGAAAUGUUCACGAUUAAAUGUUUCAGAUUUGUAUGUCACAAUAUCCAUGCAGAGGCAUGUUACAGUACAAUUGGUCUGAAAAAUGUGACUGUCCUCUUCAUAAAGCACUAAACAUUUCUACAGAUGUGUGGAAUCUUGUGGGCAUUCAGUGAAGUCUUCCUUUUUGAACAUGCAUGACAUGAGAACCUUCUAAUAAAUAGCGACUUUUGUCUUUUCACUGUGGGGCUUUAGUGCAUUGAUAUUGCUAUUCAGAAGGGCUGGUCAAUGAGUAUGAAUGCAUUUCAUUUUAUUCAAAUGCAGUGUUUCACAAAGUGUUAGGCCACUUAUGUUCGGCUUGAAGCUUAUUUUGCUUUUGGGAAAUUUUGAUCAAAUGUUGAAAAACAAUAAUCCCUUCAUCCCUGUGGACUUCUAUUUUCUUCACACAGAGCAGAACUUUAACUUAGACAAUUAGAAAUUAAUAAUGGUUUAAGUCAUACUAUUGUCACCUUUUAUAAUAACUUUUUUAUUAUUAUUAUUUUACAAUUUUCUGUUUUUCACCAAGUGUUUUUUUGGUGUUUUGUUCAUUUUUAGCAACUGAACAGAAACCAUCUACUCUGAAAAACCAACAUUAAGGAAGCAUAGGACUGUAUAUUGUUGGUUGAUGUUGUGUUAUAUGUAUUUUUCAGGUCCAUUCAUCUGUCAGAAAACACUAAACCAAGUUUCUGUACACAUGCACAGUCCUUUGUACAUCUCUUUAGAUGACAUUACAUUAGCAUUAACUUACCCUAACCAGGUCUUUACCUCAUAACUUGUUGAGUUACAUGAUGACGGCUCCCAUAAUGUGACCCUGUUUGUCCCCACAAAACACUCAAAGUUUUAACUUCAGAGCAUAAUAAGUGACACAAACGUUUGUUCCGAUCUAUUGCAAGGUAACACCAAGGCCAGAAUGGCUGAUAUCAUGUCUGAAACAUGCUGUUACUAAAAAUGGCUCCUGUGCUGUCACGUACUGCAGCGAGAGACAUGUUCAUAAAUAGAAUAUAUAACAUUUAACUUCAGGGAAAGAUGAUCUGAUCAUUUUCCCUCUAUUUUUAUGACAGUUUAUACACUAAGCAGUCAGUUUUGUAGAAGUGGAAACAGCUGAAAUAUAAUAAAAAUAUACAAUGUGGUUGAUUACAACAGUUCAGAAAGGUAAAACCAGCACAUAAGAAUAAUGUUUGAUAUGAUUGUCUUUGUAUAUAUAAUGUCUUUAUAUAUAAUGACUACAGCUUGGAGGCAGGAUGUAUUCUAAAUGUGUACAAGCGUACCAGUAGAAAAUGUUCAUUUUUGGCCAUCACUAGACGACACUCUGUUUAGGCCUCCAGUGGUCUCAAGGUAACACUGUGCUACACUUGGACAAUAUUACAUUUGCUGCUGUACAGCUACACACCAGGAUCUGGUGAACAGCAGGUCACAGAGAUAGACUGGGAGGAAAUAUGUGAGUCUAAGCAAGCGGCCAAAGUAAAUGAGAAAUUUGCAGCAAACGGAGGAACCGUAGCGAGAGCGUUAAGGAGCUGCAAUUAAUAAAAUCCUGGAAAAAGAUUUAGAAGAAAUGAUUCAUUUAAAGUGUAUAUUUACUGAACAGCGUUUUCUUUUCUUUUUUUUUUAACUGUGAGCAGCUGUACAGGAGUGAAUGGGUUUAUUGUCCUUUGCUUUCUUUUCAUCUUUUGAUUUCCAUCCAAUGAGUUUUUUUUUUUCAUAACUAUAAUAAGUUCAUGGUUAUGAUUUACUUCUCAGGAGGUAUAUAAUCGCCAGUUGUGAGUG
Stegastes partitus (bicolor damselfish) is the source of this 2765-nucleotide messenger RNA. RefSeq names its product methyltransferase like 27 (gene mettl27). The record is from RefSeq and is a predicted model, not a curated record. The transcript has 6 exons. The coding region runs from base 50 to 832 and encodes 260 amino acids. Lineage: Eukaryota; Metazoa; Chordata; Actinopteri; Pomacentridae.